CGGGCGCGCAGGGCGCUGCGUGCGCUGGACGCGGGGCUGCGCUCCUCGCUCCUCGGGUGCGCUCCUGGGCGCUCGCCGCCGCCGCGCCUUGAGUCAGCAAACUCCGCGGUCCUCCCGGCCCGCCGCCGCCGCCGCCGCCCAGACCGCGCCUCCCAAGUGCUGGGAUUAUAGUUGUGUGCCUCCUUGUCCAAUUCCUGAAUCCUUUAGGAAGAUAUGAAAGGUUGAUCGUGUACUGAGUUGAAGAUGUUUCCUGAACAGCAGAAAGAGGAGUUCGUAAGUGUCUGGGUCCGAGACCCCAGGAUUCAGAAGGAGGACUUUUGGCACUCUUAUAUCGACUAUGAGAUAUGUAUUCACACUAAUAGCAUGUGUUUCACGAUGAAAACAUCCUGUGUACGAAGAAGGUACAGAGAAUUUGUGUGGCUGAGGCAAAGACUCCAGAGCAAUGCAUUGCUGGUACAAUUACCAGAACUUCCGUCUAAAAAUCUAUUUUUCAACAUGAACAAUCGCCAGCACGUUGACCAGCGUCGUCAGGGCUUGGAAGAUUUCCUCAGAAAAGUCCUGCAGAAUGCACUUUUGCUGUCCGACAGCAGCCUGCACCUCUUUCUGCAGAGCCAUCUGAACUCCGAGGACAUUGAGGCGUGUGUUUCUGGGCAGACCAAGUACUCGGUGGAAGAAGCAAUUCACAAGUUUGCCUUGAUGAAUAGACGGUUCCCCGAAGAAGAUGAAGAAGGGAAAAAAGACAACGAUGUAGAUUAUGAUUCAGAAAGUUCAUCCUCUGGGCUUGGACACAGUAGCGACGACAGCAACCCAGCUCUGCAGGAGUCCUGAGGACGCAUCCCAGGGCCGCCACCUUAGGCAUGGAACCGUGCCCAGCCAGAGAAGAUGCUGGUUCACAAUAGAUCCCUACCUAAUGCCACCACCACUGUCUUAGGUCGUCAGAUACUUACAGUGGUGGGUUAUUAGUGGUAGUAUUCUUAUGUUGUUUAGCCAGGCUUCUGUACAAAGCUGUACGGUCUGUGAAUCCCAUAUGACCCUUUAUUGCCAUAUAAUACUUGUAAAUAUGAUCCUGCUCUCAAGUGAAGUGAGUCAUAUGCUGUGUACGUAAGAAUAAAACGCAGUUGGUCUUGACUGAAUUUUAAGGAGCUAGGUGUAUCAGUAGCAUUUAAAAACCAGACAGAGCAUCCUUGCAGUGUCCCUGGGGAAGUUGGGGUAAAUAGUGUGUGACUAGAGCCAGGGGGAGUCAUGGUGCAGCACACUGCCUCUUUGACACCUGGCUCUUGUCUUGUGGAGACUUCCCCUACUCUGAAAAACACUUUGUUUGAUUGAAAUAUUUAAGAGUAUUUAAGCUUUCCAGUAUACUAUUUCACAUGUAAAUGGAAAAUACGUCUUACAAAUAAAGAUGUGCUAAAAUAAUGUUUACAUCUUCGGGGGAAAAUUAGACAUGUUCGUAAUUUUGCUUAAAUUUGCCAUCCGUAGAUUUAGAAAUACAUUCUCACUGUCCAAAAUCAGCUUAAACAUGGCUUCUGGCAAACAAGGCAUUUUCCCAUUGUGUAGUUAGAAUCAUAGCUUAUUUAAAAAAAUAUGCAUUAAAAAAAAAUCACCUGAUAACUCUCACAGUGGUGGCUCCUCACUACUUACUUUUAAGUUGGAAGAAGGUAUUUAUGAGUUAAAUUAAUUUUAUCUAUAAAUAUUUCAAUAAUUUUGGAGUGGAAGUCAAGUUGCUAAUGUCAGAGCUUAUAUUUGUGUUUUAGAAGCCCUUUCUUUUAAGGUAUUUACCUGAAGAUUGGCUUAAUCUGAAUAAAAUAGUUCUCUCUCUCUCUUUGUGGCCCAAAGAUAAGAUGUCUUGGGUCUGCUGAGAGUUUCAGACGAGGCACAAAGAUAAGAUUUCUUGGGUCUGCUGAGAGUUUCAGACGAGGCAGCAUUUUCCUGGGAUAAUUAGCCAGGUCCUCCCCACUAGUGAUGCACAGUAUCUUCAGUAGCUAGAAGAAAGUAUUUUCACCUAAGUGGGAUAACUUGUUGCUUUUAGUGAAAGGCUCCCACUCUCACUGGGUAUAAAAGCUGCUGCAAAAGGGAGCCAUUCACUUGGGUGUUUAGUAGUUAUUGUGUUAAUAAAAAGUUAUUGAAUUGUCCUUUGAAAUGCUUGUUUCAGAGAACUGGUAAAAAAGAAACAGACAUUAAAUUUAGAAUAAGAGUGAUUUCUUUAAUUUCUCCUUUUUAAAAAAAAAUUGACACAUUAUUAAACUUCUGUAAAUAUUUUGAUUUAGUGUCUUAGAUCUUGUCCUCUAGUAUUAAUUUAAUACAGUAAGAUUUAGCAGCUGCUUAUCUUGCUGCAUGGGAAAUUUAGAGGCAUCCCCACCCCUCAGUAAUAGAUAUGAAUUCACAACAUUUAUGUUCUACAGCACUUUUGAAAAGCAUAUACUGUGCUACCAGUUAUCAUACUGUUUCUUGAGACAAUGUAACCAUCGAAGUUAAUAGUAAGUGAGGCUUAAUAUUUGCUCUGUAAACUUCACAAGGUCAUUGUUUUCACAUUAAACAUAAAAAACAACA
Molecule: messenger RNA, 2547 nt
Organism: Onychomys torridus (southern grasshopper mouse)
Lineage: Eukaryota; Metazoa; Chordata; Mammalia; Rodentia; Cricetidae
Gene: Snx10
Product: sorting nexin 10
Exons: 8
Coding region: 244-828 (194 amino acids)
Biological process (GO): intracellular protein transport
Molecular function (GO): phosphatidylinositol binding
Source: RefSeq, a predicted model, not a curated record